AUGCACCCUGAUUUUGACCCUUUAUCCAGACAGGAAUCAAGACAAUCCGAGAAGGGAUUGGCUCGGAUUAAUUCCCACCACCCAGACGAUCAAUCGAUAUCCCGCUCGCAGACUAAUCACAGAAAGCCUGAGGGCGAGAAUUCGGAUGCAGCAUCUAAAGAUCUUGAAGCCGCCGAUCAUCGGCCUCAGACACCACCCCCGGAUCUAGGAAAGACGCAUGAUCCAAACGUAGUAACGUUCGGCGGGCCUGAGGACAUGGAGAAUCCGAAGAACUGGAGCUUUAAAGCGAAGUGGGGAACAACUGCUAUUGUUUCUGCUUUUGCCCUUAUAUCGUGAGUGCCCUUCCUACGGCUAGUGGCUUGACCGAACACAGUACACUAACAACAAUUUUCCGAGCAGACCUGCAGCGAGUUCAAUGAUUGCACCAGCCCUAGGUAGAAUAGCGGAAGGGUUUGAAAUUACGGAAGAAAUAGAAACAUACAUGAUGUUAUCGGUAUUUGUCCUGGGAUAUGUUUUUGGUCCAUUGGUUCUCGUAAGUCAUCGAUGGACUGCCGUACAAAGUGUGGUGUGAUUAAAAGUUGGGCGGCGCAGGGACCUCUCUCCGAGAUAUAUGGCCGCGUGCCUGUAUUACAGCUCGCCAAUCUAUUUUUCGUGGUGUGGAAUACUGCCUGCGGGUUCAGCCGGACAAAAUCUCAGCUGAUCGUGUUUCGAUUUCUGUCGGGAUUGGGUGGGAGUGCACCUUUACCGGUACUUCCCUCCCCAGAACCUCCCAUUUCUCCCUUGCUAAUGAAUUAAUAGGUCGGCGGUGGAAUGCUUAGUGACCUUUGGACCACCGAGGAACGCGGAAAAGCAAUGUCACUGUACUCGCUCGCCCCUCUUCUCGGCCCAACAGGUAUUAAUCCUUUCUACUCUCUUCAGUUUUUACUCUAAAGACCAGCAGUCGGUCCCAUAGCCGGUGGAUUCAUCGUGGAGAACACCUCUUGGCGUUGGAUCUUCCACGCAACUUCAAUUCUCAGCUGCGUACCCCUAAUUCUGGGACUAUUCUUCAUCCGAGAAACAUACCCUCCGAAGAUUCUCGCCAACAAAACUGCCCGACUGAUUCACGAAACGGGAAACCAGAACCUCCGUAGCGAGUAUGACGACUCCGAUAAGACAAUUGGAAAGACCUUGAGAAUAUCUCUGGUCCGACCUUUCAAGUUGCUCGGAACACAGAUAAUUGUACAAGUUCUAUCCUUGUACAUGGCAUACCUUAUUGGCUUGAUGUAUCUCGUUUUGUCAACUUUCCCAAUCCUUUGGGAGAAAAGAUACCACAUGAGCAUCGGCAACAGUGGACUGAACUACCUCUCAAUGGGUCUCGGCUUCUUCCUUGGGGCACAAAUCUGUGCUCCUUUGAGCGACAAGGUGUGCGCCCCCCCACCCUCCCCUCGAACCCCCACCUCUUAUCCCUCAACUAACCCUCCAAGAUAUACAUCCGCCUAAAAACCUACAACAAUGGAAAAGGUAUCCCCGAAUUUCGAGUGCCACUAAUGUUCGUCGGUGCUCUUUUUGUCCCCACCGGCCUCUUCUGGUAUGGCUGGAGCGCGCAGCACAACCUCCACUGGAUAAUGCCCAACAUAGGUGCAUGCAUGUUCUGCCUGGGCUCGAUCAUCGGACACCAGUGCAUACAGACAUACAUCGUGGACACAUACACGCGCUAUUCUGCGAGCGCUCUCGGAGCUUCCACCACACUGCGGUCCCUGGCGGGCUUUGGGUUACCGCUUUGCGCGCCAUAUAUUUAUCAAAAUUUGGAUUAUGGAUGGGGGAAUAGCGUGCUGGGAUUUUUGGCUUUGGCCCUCGGCGUGCCCGCGCCGUUUUUGCUUUGGUGGUUCGGGAGUAGGUUGAGGGCCCGGUCGACGUUUGCUGCCGGGUAG
This is a messenger RNA of Tuber aestivum (summer truffle), 1910 nucleotides long. The record is from the annotation of a GenBank genome assembly. Lineage: Eukaryota; Fungi; Ascomycota; Pezizomycetes; Pezizales; Tuberaceae.